Messenger RNA from Necator americanus (New World hookworm), 1740 nucleotides. RefSeq lists its product as uncharacterized. Gene Ontology annotation, molecular function: catalytic activity. Bases 1 to 1740 code for a protein of 579 amino acids. NCBI's taxonomy places the organism in Eukaryota, Metazoa, Nematoda, Chromadorea, Rhabditida, Ancylostomatidae. The transcript has 2 exons. The record is from RefSeq and is a predicted model, not a curated record.
AUGGCGACCGGUGAGAGGCGAUCAAAUCUCAGGUUGCUCAGGACGUCAUUGAUUCUGGACCAAGGCACGACUCGCCAUGGAGACUGUCUCAGACUGUGUAAUUACAACACGAGAACAGUUUCCAGAGACGCUGACCUGCAUGCCCUUCUCGGAGCUGCAGAGCGUAUCAAAUUUCACGUGAUUGCUCUGCAGGACACCAAGUGCAGGAGGAGCGACGUACAACAGAUGAAUGACGGUACACUCGUCAUUCGUGGAGAGAAGGUUCCGUCGCGAAAUGUAGGCGAUGGUGGUUCUGCACUCAUCUGUCGUCCAUCUCGUCGAUUCUCACGAGAUCCUGUCACCUCGUUUGGCCAUUCUGCCUCCGCCCUCUGCACCAAAAAUCCAUCAGAGCUGGAGGAAGUAGUCCGCAACGAGAAGUCCUUCUACAAAUUCGUUGUCGGAGACUUCAACGCAAAACUAGGAAAGGCCACAGAAGAGGAAUACAGGAUUGGAAGAUUUGGACUAGGGGACCGGAAUAAAAACGGCAAUCGUCUCGCCGGGCUGUUGUCCGCCGUUCGCCUCUUUCAUGGGAACUCUCUUUUCAUGAAAAAAGAUCAACGUCGGUGGACAUGGGAAUCGCCCAAUGGCGCGACUCGUGCGGAGAUCGACCACAUACUCACCAACCGGAGGUGGUGUCUACUUGACGUCUCAGUAGUACCAUCCUUUUGUAGUGGUUCUGAUCACCGUCUCCUUCGUGCGGAAAUACGAAUUAGCCACACGAUGAAAAAGAACAUCUGCUAUCGGCAACGAAGGAGAAAAGAAGCCUACGACGAUUGCGUACUCGAGGACUCCUUGACCCAAGGUGACUGGCACAUCGAGGAGGACCUAAACGUGGACUACGAGAUGCUGCUCAGAGGAUUACGAGCCUGUGCUGAGCGUGCCUCGAAGCCGCGCACGACAAACUUGGAUCGAAUUUCAAAGACCACCAAGGAAUUGUUGGAAAGAAGAAGGGCUUUGAGGCUUGAUCCGAAUGCAUCGCACAUUGAGGGGUUAGUAGCAAACACUAGCUGCAGAAAAGCGUUGCAGGAGGAUCUUCUGAAAUACAAGCAGAAGAAGAUUCUGAAAACAGCACAAAGAAGAACGAGUCUAAAGAAGUGCCGCAGUGAUCUCCGCGAAUAUAAUAUUCCGCUAGCAAGCUUGCUGAGCGAAGACGGGAUUCGCACGUCUUCUCGUCGUGAGAUGGAAGUAAUUACGGAGAAGUUCUACUCGAACCUUUUCCGUUCAUCAACUCCUGUGUCAAGCCCGAUCAUCCCCACUGGUGAAGCUCCGCCACGGAUUCUCCCUUCGGAAGUACGAGUCGCUAUCAAGAGCAUGAAAUCUGGCACAGCCCCCGGCCCUGAUUUUAUAUCAGCAGAAGUUCUUCGGGCUGGUGGCCAUCCGCUUCAUGUAAUCUUAGCAGCGCACAUGACAUCCUAUCUUCAGAAAGAAAGGAUCCCAGACCAGUGGAAGACCUCGCGAACCGUUCUUAUCCAUAAGAAAGGUGACCGAGAGAACCUUCGGAACUACCGUCCGAUAUGCUUACUGAGCGUGUUAUACAAAGUAUUCACCAAGAUCAUCCUCACGCGCAUAUCUAGGACGCUGGAUGAAGCCCAGUCUCAAAAACAAGCUGGAUUCCGCCAGGGAUUCAGCUUGUUCUUGUUCAGUUUGGUUCAGGGGGGUUCAGCUGCUUGGACCACAUCCAGGCCGUAUCGUGGGUCAUAG